AUGGCGACCGUUAUCAACCCCCCCAGGGAUCCAAAUACCCUGAGCAAUUACAAUAAUUGGGUGUCCACUCAUAUCACAGCGAAUUUCGACAUCCUCUUUGAGCAGAGAAAGCUUGCUGGAAAUGUGAUCCAUCAGUUCCGUUCUACCACCCAUGGCGAGUCCAAGGAUAUCAUCCUAGACACCAACCAUCUUGAUAUUGGUGGUGUGAAAGUCAACGGACAGCCGUCCGAGUGGGAGUUUCUUCCUCGAUUGGAACCAUACGGCACCCCUCUGAAGAUCAAGCUCGAUCGAGGUGUGAAGCUCAACGAAACUAUUGAGGUCGACAUAUCCGUCACAACCACUGAGAAGUGUACUGCUCUUCAAUGGCUGACGCCUGCUCAAACAUCGAAUAAGAAGCAUCCUUAUAUGUUCUCUCAAUGCCAGGCCAUACACGCCCGGUCCAUCUUUCCCUGCCAAGAUACGCCGGAUGUCAAGUGUACGCUGGACUUCAACAUCACUUCACCACUUCCGGUGAUUGCCAGUGGACUGCCCGUUCGAAGCUCAUCUGAGGCUCCGAAGUCCGAUGCUAGCGGUGAUAUCUCUGAAGCCCCAAUCGGGCCCCGUAGCGUUGUCGCGACUAGUCCCGACAAGCUCAGCGAAUGUCAGUGGGAGCUCGAAGCAGAUACGGAGAAAUUCAUCCAUGCAAUUGAGAAAAUUGUUUACCCUUACGUUUGGGGAGAAUAUAAUGUAUUGAUCCUGCCCCCGAGUUUUCCGUACGGGGGAAUGGAAAAUCCAAUCUUUACAUUCGCCACCCCCAGUAUUAUCUCAAAGGAUCGGGAAAAUAUCGACGUUAUCGCUCACGAGCUUGCGCAUAGCUGGAGCGGUAACCUUGUCACCAAUGCCUCGUGGGAGCAUUUCUGGCUAAAUGAAGGCUGGACUACUUACCUCGAGAGGCGGAUCGUAGCUGCAGUCCAUGGCGAGCCUUACCGUCAUUUCUCGGCCAUCAUUGGGUGGAAGGCGCUCACAGACUCUGUAGAGCACUUUGGUCAUGAACAUGACUUCACCAAACUUAUCACUAACCUGAAGGGCAAGGACCCGGAUGACGCUUUCUCAAGCAUUCCGUACGAGAAGGGAUUCAACUUUCUGUUCCACCUGGAAAAUCUGGUUGGAAAGAGCAAGUUUGAUCAAUUCAUCCCUCACUACUUCAAUAAAUAUAAGGGGAAAUCGCUGGACUCAUAUGAAUUCAAGAGCACAAUCUUGGAUUUCUUCAAGGAUGAUUCGGAAGCCUCGACAGCACUCAACGACCUUGACUGGGACAGGUGGUUCUAUGCGCCUGGUCUACCUCCGAAGCCACGUUUCGACACGUCGCUCGUUGAUGUUGUCUACGAUCUAGCUAAAAAGUGGCUUUCUUUGCCUGACUCUUCCUUCAAGCCUCAGCCAGAGGAUAUCCGAGGCUUGACCGCGAAUCAAGUUGUGGUUUUCUUGGAACAGAUUCUCGCGUCUGAGCGUCAGCUGACGCCUGAAUUGUCAAAGUUGAUGGGUGAAAUAUAUGGACUUGCCAGGAGCGAGAAUAUCGAGGUCGCCAACCUGUUCUUCCAAGUCGGUCUGCAGGCAGGUGAUGCAAGUGUGCUUGAACCGACGGCAGACCUACUCGGCAAGAUUGGUCGGAUGAAAUUUGUGCGACCCUUGUAUCGGAAAUUGGCAAAGUUUGACCGCAAGCGUGCAAUUGAGACGUUUGAGAAGCAUAGGGAUUUCUAUCAUCCUAUUUGUCGUGCCAUGGUUGAAAAGGACCUUUUCGGUAAGAAAGACGAAUAA
Molecule: messenger RNA, 1794 nt
Organism: Aspergillus thermomutatus
Lineage: Eukaryota; Fungi; Ascomycota; Eurotiomycetes; Eurotiales; Aspergillaceae
Product: bifunctional aminopeptidase/epoxide hydrolase
Exons: 11
Coding region: 1-1794 (597 amino acids)
Biological process (GO): proteolysis
Cellular component (GO): cytosol
Molecular function (GO): epoxide hydrolase activity; zinc ion binding; metallopeptidase activity
Source: RefSeq, a predicted model, not a curated record